Messenger RNA from Topomyia yanbarensis, 1227 nucleotides. Its product is annotated as rho GTPase-activating protein gacV-like. The record is from RefSeq and is a predicted model, not a curated record. NCBI's taxonomy places the organism in Eukaryota, Metazoa, Arthropoda, Insecta, Diptera, Culicidae. The coding region runs from base 1 to 1227 and encodes 408 amino acids. The transcript has 2 exons.
AUGGGCUGGUUUUCGGCGGACGAAAUCGUCGCCCCAGCAGUGAGCAGUACCACCAAUAGUACUAACUCAUCAAUAACAGCGCAAACGGUUGCGCUGUGCACCGUAGCUGUUGUGGCCGUUGGUUACAUAGCAGUUAAGUUACUAGUGAAACUACACCAGCAGCAGACUGAACAUUUAGAAAAAUGCCAACAGAAAGAAAAAGCUAAAGAAGAAAAGCUAGAUAAUGAAGAAGAAGGAAAAAUAGAGGAAACAGAAGAAGAAAAAGAUGAAAAUAUCCAGGAGGAAAUAAUACAGGUAAUCAUGGUAAAUAAGCUAGAUUUAGGUGUGGCCAUCCGAGUAGUGGAUAAAUAUGAUGGGAAUGCAGCCAGCCUUCAAUCAUGGCUGGAUAAUGUUGACGUACUCUGUGCAGACGAUCCACUCGUCCCAGAAGAAAAUUUUAUGACUUUUUUAAAAUCACGUCUAGUCGGUGCCGCACGUGGAUCUCUUGAAAACACUAGAACGAUAGAGGAAGCUAAAAAUGUUCUUAAAGCAAAGUUCGCAAUCCAGCUUACACCAAUAGCGGUUGAAGCUAAAUUGCGCAUGCUAAAACAGAAAAAUAAAACAAUAUCUGAAUUUGGCGUAGAAGUAGAAAAACUUUCUACCAAGCUAGCAGCGGCAUGGGUCUCGAAAGGUCCACCUUUUACUACCGAAGCUUCGGCAAUGCCGGUGGUAGAACCCAUUGCCAUACAUACUGUUAUAAACGGUCUUAAAGACCAAUCGGCCGCAUACCUGGUUAAAUCCAGAAAUCCAAAAACAUUAGUAGGUGCAAUUUCCGAUGCGCUAGAAGUACAGCCAUCAAGUUCGUCUUCUGAACCUGUAUUUUGGGCUCUAGGACGUUAUCAAAAUUCGUUUUCUAACUAUAACCGAGACCAAGGACAUCGAGGUGGCCGAGGUAAUAAUAACAAUAACAAUCGUGGAUAUCAUAAUAGUGGUAACAAUAACCAACAUAACAACAAUCACAAUAAUAACUAUAGGAAUGGUUACAAUGGUUACAAUCGUGGCAACCGACGUAAUAAUUAUCAUAAUAGUGGACACCAGAACCAAAAUUACAACAACCGUAAUAACAACAAUAACAAUGAUAAUGGUAAUAGAAACAACAACCAGCAUAGAAAUGCAAAUAUGGCUGAAAAAAAGCCAGAGGAGCAACCUCGAGAAGAGGUAAAUGUAGGAGAGUUUUUUCGCGAGUAA